This is a messenger RNA of Wyeomyia smithii (pitcher-plant mosquito), 531 nucleotides long. Its product is annotated as class E basic helix-loop-helix protein 22-like. The coding region runs from base 1 to 531 and encodes 176 amino acids. The transcript is spliced from 4 exons. Lineage: Eukaryota; Metazoa; Arthropoda; Insecta; Diptera; Culicidae. The record is from RefSeq and is a predicted model, not a curated record.
AUGGCUUUCGCAGAACGUGAAAAUUUAUUGUACUUUGGGUUUUCUUCUCUGUGCCCUCGGAUACAAACACGUUACGGCAUCCAUCCAGUUGUGAGUCCGGGUCCGGGACUGUCAUCCUGUCAUCCCGUUCCGGCGUUGACUGCCUGCCAUGCUAUCCUGACACCGCUAGCUGUCUGUUCGACCCCGGCACCGACCGGAACCUUGCAUUUUGCGUGCACAACACACAGCAAAGCGCACCCGGAGAGCAGUCGUAAAAGCAACAAGUCUACGGUCGUUACGACAACGUCGGAUGACUAUAAUAUCCUCGAGGUUCCAGACCACUGUGCGGGUGGCGAACGGCGAGACCUUGCAGGUGACGGUGGCGGCGGAGGCGAUGAUGGCUUUGGAGGUGGCUACGACGGAGGCGGUGGAGGUGGCUGCGAUGGCGUCCGCAAGAACUACACCAAUCUGCCCAGUACCCCAGGAGACUUCGCCUCGAUGGGCGGAAAAGAACAACAACAACAUCCGGCAUCGGAAACGACCGUUCCAUAG